Molecule: messenger RNA, 995 nt
Organism: Spinacia oleracea (spinach)
Lineage: Eukaryota; Viridiplantae; Streptophyta; Magnoliopsida; Caryophyllales; Amaranthaceae
Exons: 6
Coding region: 1-675 (224 amino acids)
Biological process (GO): proteolysis
Molecular function (GO): cysteine-type peptidase activity
Source: RefSeq, a predicted model, not a curated record
AUGUGCUACUCGGUUGUGCGUCCUAGGGAGUACGUGCAUUCCCAGUACGUUCGGGCCGUUGCAAACAUAUACAACAGGGAAUGGGCUCUGGAAUACCCAACGAAUUCUCGCAGAAUCAUGCUGGACUCCUCAUUUGCGUAUCAAAAAUUAAAGACGAGGGAAACAUAUGCUGGUCUGCUGAAGAAGUGGUCCACCCCUCUCCAGAAGAUUGUGUCAGCUGAUAUAUCUGUGGUCUAUGUUCCAGUUGUGGACAACGGACAUUGGUGGUGUGUUGCUUUUGCACUGAAAGACCAGAAGAUAUGGUUCAUUGACAGCAUGUAUACUAAUCCUGCUUCCGAGCAUUCUGGGGAUGUUAAAAAAUUGAUAGCAGCUGUGGAGUACGUUCUACAUUGGAGGGACACGCAGUAUAAUGCAGCUCUUGUUUGGAAGUUGAAGCAAAUGCAUACUUGGCCCUUGGACUCCAUUAGCUUCCCUGACUACAACGACAAUCAUGCGUGUGGAAUAGUAAUGCUUAUGGCUAUCCAGGAAAGUGCAAGGGCAUUUACAAAGACGAUGCAAGUGGGGGACAUCAAUGUAGCUCGGAGGGCACUGUUUUUGUCUCACUUGAAUUCAGAUUUCAACUCCUGCCGCCCGCUUCUUCCCCAAAUCGUUGCAACCCACUGCCCAGUUCGUUGAUGUUUGGUCGUGCUUCUUCUGCUAACGUUUAGGGUUUUUAACAGAGAAAACAAUUGCACACUUAUCUGGUCAAAUUUUGAAAUGUGAUUAACGCGUGAACUAAAUCAUAGUUGUUGUCUUUUGAUACUCACAUUAUUUCUAGGAGAUGGGAUUCAUUGCUUGCAGGUAUGUUUUGCAAGUUUUGUGGUAUGCUUUGUAUCGUGCAUUAAAGAUUUACAAUACGAGUUUGGUACGUGUUGUGAUACCUAAUAGGUUGUUUGGUACCGUUAUUAGAAAAGUUUGGGUACAAUCUACGAGUUUGGUACAGCGCCUGAGCUUUG